Messenger RNA from Salvia miltiorrhiza (redroot sage), 4156 nucleotides. Its product is annotated as cysteine synthase, chloroplastic/chromoplastic. The transcript is spliced from 13 exons. The record is from RefSeq and is a predicted model, not a curated record. Gene Ontology annotation, cellular component: cytoplasm. Gene Ontology annotation, biological process: double fertilization forming a zygote and endosperm; pollen tube growth. Lineage: Eukaryota; Viridiplantae; Streptophyta; Magnoliopsida; Lamiales; Lamiaceae. The coding region runs from base 198 to 1388 and encodes 396 amino acids. Gene Ontology annotation, molecular function: cysteine synthase activity.
CGGUAUUACCCACAAGGCCACAAUAACGGGGCACACUUCAAAUAUAUCCAAAACGACGUUGGAGCGGCCCCCGAGGGAUAUUUCGUUGACUCGAAGGGAUAAUAAAAUGGCUACAAGCCUACAACCAUCUAUCGUCGGUGUAUCUAGACACACACUCGCACACAAUACAUACAGUGAGCGUGAGAGGAGGUGGUGGAAUGGCUUCGCUCGUGAACAAGCCGCUCGCUUCUCUGUGCACGGUCAUCAAGUCGGACAGCCGUUCGCCGGCGUCAUUCGUCGCCGAACGCUAUCGCGUCGGAGCACCGAAGCUCAGCAACAGCAUCAGGAUUUCCAGCGGGGGCGUUUUGAGUAGAAAAAAUAGCGGCGAUGCUAAUGGAAUCGUGUGUAAAGCAAUAUCUAUGGAGGCGGAGACGGAGAUUGAAGGACUCAACAUCGCUGAAGAUGUUACUCAGCUCAUUGGCAAUACACCAAUGGUUUACUUGAACAAUGUUGUAAAAGGCUGUGUUGCAAAUAUAGCUGCAAAGCUUGAAAUUAUGGAGCCAUGUUGCAGUGUUAAGGAUAGGAUAGGAUUCAGUAUGGUUACUGAUGCUGAACAGAAAGGGCUUAUUACUCCAGGAAAGAGUGUAUUGGUUGAACCUACCAGUGGAAAUACAGGAAUAGGCCUUGCAUUUAUUGCUGCUUCAAAAGGCUACAAGCUCAUCUUGACGAUGCCAGCAUCCAUGAGUCUUGAGAGAAGGGUUCUCUUGAAAGCAUUUGGAGCUGAGCUAGUUUUAACUGAUGCAGCUAAAGGCAUGAAAGGAGCUGUUCAAAAGGCUGAAGAGAUAGUAAAUAGCACCCCAAAUGCAUACAUGCUUCAACAAUUCGAUAAUCCUGCAAAUCCCAAGGUUCACUAUGAAACCACUGGUCCUGAGAUCUGGGAAGAUACAAAAGGCAAGGUGGAUAUACUUGUUGCUGGAAUUGGCACUGGUGGAACCAUUUCAGGAGUUGGCCGUUAUCUCAAAAAAUACAACCCUAAUGUUAAGGUUAUUGGCGUGGAGCCUACUGAAAGCAACAUACUUUCUGGUGGAAAACCUGGGCCUCACAAAAUUCAAGGGAUUGGAGCAGGUUUUAUUCCGAAGAAUUUAGAUCAAGAUGUGAUGGAUGAAGUUAUAGAGAUAUCAAGUGAUGAAGCUGUGGAAAUUGCAAAGCAAUUAGCUCUCCAAGAGGGCCUGCUGGUGGGUAUUUCUUCUGGAGCUGCAGCUGCAGCUGCUAUUAGGGUUGGAAAGAGACCUGAGAAUGCAGGAAAGCUUAUAGCGGUUGUGUUUCCUAGCUUUGGUGAGCGAUACUUAUCAACGGUUCUUUUCCAGUCCAUAAGAGAAGAAUGUGAGAAGAUGCAGCCUGAAGCAUAAAUUUGAUCCAGUAGUUAGAAUCAAAUAAGAGUGUUGAUUGGUAGAACGCUUAGCUUUUGCUCUCCCUUUUUUUGUUUGCCCUCGAGAAAGAAAGAGUAGUCGUAACGACAUCUGAGAAUGGUGAGUUUUUGUGGUAGUGUUGAACCUCAAGUAUUGAAACAAUGCCACAGUUCUUGAAGGAGCAGUCAUGUUCAAAAGGGGUGAUUCAUUUCAUCCAUCUUCUUCUUCUUAUUAUUCUACUUGAGCGCAUCUAUUAUCUAACUGGUGUAGAAUCAAUGAGUUGCAUAGUUCGUAUAUUUUACUUUGGACUUUGUGACCUUCAAAUUAUUUUUUAUCCAUUUUGAAAGGAGCAGCAAAUAUGUCGUUUUCUUGAAAAAUAAAUGAAAGUUUCAAAUAUUAGUAUUUUAAUUUCUAUAUUCAUGAAAAUAUAUUAAUAAAUUUAUGCAACUUUAUCAAUAAGAGAUACGAAAGAUAUGUUAAAUAUUGAUUUGGGACAGAAAGAUCAAUUCUACCAAUUCAAGACAGAAUUCUCCAAGGCUUGCCAGUAUUUCUCAGGAAACAUGAGACUAUUUAUUGUAGGGAAAUGUCAAGGUUCAUAAAUUUAGACUAAUUUUAUUUAGCAUUUUCUUGAGAUUGAAUAUUGAAUUUGUUCAUCUAACUAGGGCGGGAUAGUAUGAUAUAUGUUACUAAAUUUAUCAUACGUUAUACCUUACCUUAAUAUGAUUAUUCGGCAUGAAGAAAUCUCAUGUAUUUAUUUUAUUUUUAUCUACGAAAUUAAAGAGUGUAAUUAGUGUAUAAAGUGAGUGGGUGAAAAAUAUUUAAUGAUUAUUUUAAGUGAAUUGGUGUGUAAACUGAACUCACUGUUAAUAAUAUUUUAAAUAAUUUUUUUAUUAUUAAAAAGAGUAUAUGACAUUAUUAGUGGAACGGAGAGAGUAAAUAUCUCACUCUCUCACACACACACGUAAUAAACGGAUUUGUAUCUGUAAUGGGUCGAGCCCAGUGACGGCCCAUUUUAGUCCAAAAUUUAAGCAGCUAAAUUGAAGUCGGUUUCGGUUUCGGUUUAUCCACAUUAGCAUAUUUUCAUAUGCAAUUUCAGUAGAAACUGAGAAAAGAAGAAGAAGCUGAAGUUAGUAGGGUUUGAGAUCAGGAUAUUGUUGGAGUAUUGAGUGGGAUUUCGGGAGCGAUGCUGGGAAUUGAAACAGAGCUCGUUCCAACGAUCAACGACUGCAGUAAAAUCUGAGUGUCGCUGCUUUAUUUCCUGACCUUCAAAAUAAAACUCCGAAACCAUUUGAAUGAAAUUCUGAGCCUGUGAGCCAUUCUGAAACUACGCAAUUUUGUUAAUAUUAUUUUCCCUUUGUUGUUUGUAAUUGGUAGAAAUUCCAUUUUGAGCUGAGGGAGAGAAAAUUUCUGCAAUAGCUCGACUGAAUAUUAACAAUAAAUGCUGGGUAUUAAUAGCCAAAUUUAAGAACAAGCCCCCCUGGUUUUGUAAGAUGUAAAAUUGUUUUUCUUUUGGAGUGAUUUUGUUAGAGAACGUUGCCUUUCUUAGUGGAUUGUGCACAGCAAAUCUAAUGCAAUGUAUAGGAAAAUGAGAUAGUAGUUCAAUGCAUUAGGAACCUAAUUUUUAGUGAAAAAUACGAAAGUUAGGUUUUCAGGUGUAGUACAUCAGGUAUCAUUCCCCUCGUUUUGGAAGAGCAAGGUCGAAAUAUACUUCAGAGCUCAUCUGCCUGGUGGAAAGGCUGGAUUGAAAUAGUGUUGAAUAAUUAUGUCCAACCAACCAGUGAGUUCUGUGGAGGCGUACCUUUAUAUCAUUGUAUGUGUUAUUGUAAGAUAUUUAUGGAUUUAUGAGGCUUCUUAUUCAUGAACAACUUCCUUCAGUAUAAUAGACAGUCUAUAUGUGCCAUGUUUUUUAAAUAUGUCUAUGUGCUAUGUGAGAUAUGGAGCAACAUCCUUGUGCCCAGAAGAAGUGGUGUGUCUCUAUAACUUGCUCGUUGCUUGUUUCUGCUCUAAGAUGGUUUGAAGUAUUAAUGACUGUAAGUUUUGGUUUUCCUAUUUUUGGGCAUAUCUAUAGAAGUAUUGGAUUGUGUUACAAUGAAGGUAGGGUAUUGAACUAUUGUAUUUAAUUGUGAAUGGCUUAUCAGUUGACUUAUUAUAUGUGCAUCGUUUCAGUUAUUUAUUCUGCCACAGAUGGUAGAACAGUGUGAGACUCGAAAUAUGGUGCUCCGUAGGUCUGUCAUCUGUUUUCACAAUGAAUGUCUUCUUUGAAGAUUGGCAGAUAUGGAACUUUAGUAAUUUCCUUGGGAACCCCUGAACAAAGAGAAAGAAAAUGAAGGGUUGCUUGAUGAAAUUUGGGUAAACAAUAUGAUGACCUGGAACUUCUAGAUUUUGCGGUUAUCAAUAGGAGCAUAGACUAGAGCUGUUCGUUCUGAGAUGUCUGGGAUUUCAGGAUAUCGUGCCCUUUCACCAAAGACCAAGAAUGCGGUUGUUGCCGGAGGCCUGUCUGCGUUUGUCUUUGGGGUGUAUUUCUACACGAUGAGAGCAGUUGGUGGCACAGAUGAACUUCAGGUGGCUAUUGACAAAUUUGAAGAUCAGAAGCAUAGAAAUGAGCAAGAAGCAACCUUGGCACCUAAGGCUUAGUUAAUAAGAUUAUAUCUUUAUCAACAGAAACUGUGUAAUUAGGUGAAAGUUGUGGCAGCCUUUUUUUUCUCAUCAGACUUGUUACGGUUUCUUGAUAUUUAAAUAAAGUCCCAAUCUAUAAUUUCUUUGUUGCA